This is a messenger RNA of Ooceraea biroi (clonal raider ant), 1188 nucleotides long. RefSeq names its product pyroglutamyl-peptidase 1. Gene Ontology annotation, molecular function: pyroglutamyl-peptidase activity. NCBI's taxonomy places the organism in Eukaryota, Metazoa, Arthropoda, Insecta, Hymenoptera, Formicidae. Gene Ontology annotation, cellular component: cytosol. Gene Ontology annotation, biological process: proteolysis. The record is from RefSeq and is a predicted model, not a curated record.
ACAUAUAUGAUAUAAUUUAUAAUAAAUUACGGAACAUAGCAUGGAUAAAUCGGAUAAAUUGGCCGCCGUUCAACGCGUAUCCCACGCGCGAUUCUGCCACAUUUCAACUGACACGCAAUCCCGACGAAUAUUUGUGCGAAGGUUCACUCGACGAUCAUCAAGCUUGCUCAAAGAUCUAGAAAAUUGAUAAAUCAUCCGAGGAUUUGACGUAACAGAUAGUGGCAUCACGUGAUAACGCGGCGUCCCGACAAGUGAAAUUGUAUCGUGGGCGUUGCAUCAAACAAGCCGUGUCGACUGAGCAUCAUCGCUCGAGGUUCGAGACCGAAGAUCAGCACCAAGUCCAAAUGAGCACCGAUUCGAAAUGCAGGAUUCUGGUGACCGGUUUCGGGCCGUUCGACAAGCACGUGGUGAAUGCCAGUUGGGAAGCAGUGAAGGAGUUGCAAAAGCUGUGGGCGGCAUCCAAGGAAUUUCCUGGCGUUGAGUUAAUCACGGAAGAGAUUCCGGUUUCAUAUGACUACGUGUCCACCUGCAUUCCUCAGCUUUGGAAGAAGUACAACCCUACAAUUGUUCUACAUGUGGGUGUGUCGCACAUUGCCACUUCUUUGACGAUAGAGUGCCACGCUCACAGCAGUGGCUACGACAGAUUUGACGUAGACGACAAAUGCCCAGACGAGAACGACAUUGAGUGCAAUGUCUUGGAAACUAGCAUAGAUGUUAAGGAACUCUGCGAUAUCGUGAAUAAAAAUUCUGAAAAAAGUGGAUGUGAUGCCUGUAUAUCGCACAACGCUGGUAGAUACCUGUGCGAGUACAUAUAUUAUCAGUCUCUCACCAUUGAGCCAACGAGAGUCCUGUUCGUACACGUUCCUGAUUUUGACAAGUAUUCCAGCGCACAAACUGCUAAGGGCUUGUACGACGUUCUGAGUUGCUUAGUAAGAAAUUUGAAAUGCAGUCAAUAGUCAAUUCGAUUACCGAUAAAAAGAGAAGUAAAAUUUUAUACAAAUCUAAAAUCUAAAAUGAGAAAUAAAUUUUAUAAAAAUCUAAAUAUUUGAAGCUCGUCUACUUCUUUACAAUUACUAUGUUCAAAUAGAAAAAUUGAAAGAUGUGAGAUCGAAAUAUGUAAGAAACUGUAACUUACUAUGAACUAUGGUAUAAGAUUAUAAAACAAAUACAAAUGUUUUGCUGAAUAAA